AUGACGGGUAAAAUAGAUACAGAAUUCAAUGAAGAAUGCAUUGUUGAACACAACCGCUUACGAGCUUUGCAUGGAUGUCCAGACCUGAUACUUGAUGAAAAAUUGGCCAAUGAUGCUCAAAAAUACGCAGAAUAUUUGGCUAGCAUUAGUGAACUUGAACAUUGCAUGGAAACCGAUGCAGGAGAAAACUUAGCAUUUUACACAACUAACAGCAUUGCUGAGAAAAAAGACUUUACAGGUGUGGAUGCGACAAAGACAUGGUAUCAAGAAAUAGAAGACUAUGAUUUCAAAAAGGAAAAUCAAUUUUCGUGUGGACAUUUUACACAAGUUCUAUGGAGAUCGACUUUGAGAGCUGGUUUUGGCAGAGCAUUUUCCAAGGAUCACCGGAGUAUUUAUGUUGUUGGUCGGUAUGAUCCACCAGGAAACUAUUCUCGAGAAUUCAGAAAUAAUGUGCCUCCAUUAAUUCGGAGCUAA
Molecule: messenger RNA, 474 nt
Organism: Heterobilharzia americana
Lineage: Eukaryota; Metazoa; Platyhelminthes; Trematoda; Strigeidida; Schistosomatidae
Source: the annotation of a GenBank genome assembly